Priapulus caudatus is the source of this 1890-nucleotide messenger RNA. Its product is annotated as ribonuclease H2 subunit A-like. Gene Ontology annotation, cellular component: ribonuclease H2 complex. Lineage: Eukaryota; Metazoa; Priapulida; Priapulimorpha; Priapulimorphida; Priapulidae. The transcript has 7 exons. Gene Ontology annotation, biological process: mismatch repair; DNA replication, removal of RNA primer. Gene Ontology annotation, molecular function: RNA-DNA hybrid ribonuclease activity; RNA binding. Bases 83 to 997 code for a protein of 304 amino acids. The record is from RefSeq and is a predicted model, not a curated record.
UGUUGAUAAUGUUGGCGAAUAUCCUUUCCCUUGUAGUUGUUACUCUAUCGUACUUUUGACGCAUAACUAAGCGCAGUUUGAAAUGGACAUAUCCGAAUAUGAGAAAGACAAUACGAAGAAUUGUCUCUUAAAAUCGUCUGUCCCGUGCUUGACGAAGAAUGAACCAUGUUGGCUCGGUAUUGACGAAGCAGGCCGCGGACCAGUUCUCGGUCCAAUGGUGUAUGGCAUUUGCUAUUCCCCAAUCUCUAGAAAGGAGGAGUUCACAAAGAACAGUUUUGCAGACUCUAAGACAUUGACGGAGGAGCAACGAGAACAGCUUAUGGAAAAGAUUAACGAAUGCUCUGAAUGGAUAGGUUGGAUGACAGAUAUUUUAUCACCUGCAUUUAUCUCAAAUGCAAUGUUAAGAAGGUCAAAGUAUAACUUGAAUUGGAUUUCCCACGAUUCUGCGAUAGGAUUGGUGAAAGCUGCACUGCAAGAUGGAGUGCAAGUUGAAGAGGUGUAUGUGGAUACGGUGGGAGAUCCAUCCAAAUACCAGCAGAAACUGCAAGAGAAUCUCCCCGGCCUAAAGAUAACUGUUGCGAAAAAAGCUGAUUCACUGUAUCCCAUAGUGAGUGCAGCCAGCAUAUGUGCCAAGGUUUGCCGAGACAAGGCAGUGAAAGGCUGGAAAUUUCCAGAGACACUUGAUGUUGAUGACAUUGACAAUGUCAGCAUUGGCAGUGGCUACCCAGGAGAUCCACAGACCGUGAAGUUCCUGUCAAAUCCUGACCCCGUGUUUGCCUUCCCGCAGUUUGUGAGGUUCAGCUGGUCAACGGCAUCAAAGAUUAUAGUGAAAAAAUGUGUGGCAGUGUCGUGGGAGGAUGAUGAGGACGUUGAGGAUCAGGUCUCCACACCAUCUGUGCUAUCCUACUUUCAACGCACAGCAAACCUAUCCUCUCAGCACCAUAAGCCUCACAAGUACUUCAGGGAGAGACACUUGUCUCCACUGACUGAUAUUUAGGUGUUCUCUAAUAGCACCUUGACUGCUUUCUCAAUAUAUUCCACCUGGGCACCGGUCAACUCGCCUCGCCGGCUGGUUGAGUUGGCCGAGUUGAUGCGUGGGUCGAGGUGACUACGGACGAUUCCACCUAGGUAGCUUACCAUGGGUGGGUGGGGGUGAUGCAACCUUGGCACAUCCUUGCUCAGAGGUGGCAUCUUUCGGCAGCCUUUCACCUGUCCUGGCAGCCUUCUAUAGGACACCACUUACAGGGAGCCUGCUACAGUUACCACCUAGGCAUAUUGCUGCACACUUACACCAGGUGCCUAUGGGUGCCGAGGUUAGUUUUCCUCUGCUCUAUUUCCAUAAAGGGAAUAGAAUAUGUGCAUGUGAGAAUAGGUGUAAUGGAUGGGUGGAUUCUGAUAAGUUUAUUCCGGUGUCCACUUGCAUUGCAGAGCCUUGUUGGAGAGGGGUCGAUUGAUGAAGGCCGAGUGUAUGCAUGACGUCAUUGCGUGGGAUAUGCUGGGGGCAUUUGUACAUCCUGUUUUAUCAUGCAAUUAAACCUAUGAAAAUGUUAGCUCGUACAUCGAUUUAUGCAAUGAGAGGCUUAAAGUGCUUCACCAUCGUCCGUUCAACAGGUUUUGCUGACGACGGCGACACGUGUAAAUUAGUUGCUCGACACAGUCAAAUGCCAUGUUUUUUGCAUGAUUUUGAUAGUGAAAAUAUCAAACGUGAGUGAUGCAUUUUGAGUAAUAUGUCUUGCUUUCAGGUUCUUACACGUGUGCCAUUGUAGAUUUUGAUGAGUAAUGGAAGUGAUUACUGUUCAUUUUAAUUAAGAUAGACUUGGGUAAAGUGUUAUUAUGAAAUGUUAUCAUGCGAAAUAAUGAGGAAAUAGACUGCUAUUUGUAGAAACCGUG